CUUGCCCGGGAGCUAGGAAUGAGUUUUACAUCUUUAAAGGGCUAUAAGAAAGGAGAAGAGUGUGUGUCAGAGACUGUGUGCCUGGGCUUGCAGAGCCUAAACUAUUUAUUUUUCCUCUCUUGGCCCUUUACAGAAAAGUUAUGCUAACCCCACAGUGGAUGAGUUUCCCAUAUGUGUAUACCUGUUCUGGGCCAGGUGAUAGAUGACAUUGGAAGGGUCAAGAGGAGCUAAUUCUCAACGAGGUGGCAGAGAAAAGGGUGGAGGGCGGCUGGCAGGAAAGGCCCCGUGGGAGAGGUGGGCUCACUCACUUGCUCAGUCUGGUAUGAUCGGUCUAGAUCUUUCUGUAAAAGAUCACCAGUCCCAAAGUCCAGGGGAGGCCUCUGCAUUCUCUUUGAAGGCCUCCCCUCCCUGGACUGGCCUGAGGGGCAGGGAGAGAGACCUCAGGGAAGGAGUUUACGCAAGGCCCCAGGUGGCAGGCAGGUCGGCUGGCCUGUCUCUUUAAAUCUCAGGUAAUUUGGGAGGAGGGAGUGGAGUUUGUCUGCACGGCUCUGGAGGAGCUGCUGCAGGAGGAGCCCAGAGAGGGAGUCCUGGCUCUGCCAAGUGGAACAACCUCAGAGUCCUCUGAAGCCUGCCUGGGGUGCCUCCCCGAGACUCCUGUGGGGGCCAGGGAGGUAGGAGAUGGGACCUCUACAGGGAGAAGGCAGGCCAGCCCUUGGUGAGGCCAAUGUAGCCCCAAGGCUGAGCCCGGUCCAAGUCUGGCCUCGGCCUCAGCCCCACAAGGAGCCCGCCCUACACGACAUGGGGUUGCCGCUGCCCCAGAAGAAGGGGCUGGUCCUCUGCCUGUGGAGAAAGUUCUGUAGAUGGUUUCAGAGACAGGAGUCAUGGGCUCAGAGCCGGGAUGAGCAGAACCUGCUGCAGCAGAAGAGGAUCUUGGGGUGUCCUCUCCUUCUAGCAGCCAAAGAGAACAAUGUCCAGGCCCUCAACAAGCUGCUCAUGUACCAGGACUGCGAGGUACACCAAAGAGGAGCCCUGGGGGAGACAGCGCUGCACGUAGCAGCCCUCUAUGACAACCUGGAGGCGGCCAUGGUGCUGAUGGACGCAGCCCCGGAGCUGGUCAAGGAGCCCAUGACAUCUGAGCUGUAUGAGGGUCAGACUGCACUGCACGUAGCCAUCGUGAAACAGAACGUGAACCUGGUGCGAGCCCUACUUGCCCGCGGGGCCAGCGUCUCUGCGAGAGCUACAGGCACAGCUUUCCACCUCAGCCCGCACAAUCACGUCUACUUCGGUGAGGGCCAGGGCCAGGGCCAGGGCUGGGAGGAAGGGGAGGUGGGCAGUGGGCACCAGCCAGGGGAGGGAAACACAGUGCUGCACAUCCUCGUCCUCCAGCCCAACAAAACCUUUGCCUGCCAGAUGUACAACCUGCUGCUGUCCUACGACGGGCGUGGGGACCGCCGGCAGGCCCUGGACCUGCUGCCCAACCACCAGGGCCUCACCCCCUUCAAGCUGGCCGGAGUGGAGGGCAACACUGUGAUGUUCCAGCACCUGAUGCAGAAGUGGAAGCACAGCCAGGGGACAUUCGGGCUGGUGACCUACACCCUCUACGACCUCACGGAGAUCGACUCCUCAGGGGAUGAGCCGUCGCUGCUGGAACUUAUUGUCACCACCAAGAAGCGGGAGGCUCGCCAGAUCCUGGACCAGACGCCCGUGAAGGAGCUGGUGAGCCUCAAGUGGAAGAGAUAUGGGCGGCCCUACUUCUGCCUGCUGGGCGCCUUGUACGUGCUCUAUAUCAUCUGCUUCACCAUGUGCUGCGUCUACCGCCCGCUCAAGCCCAGGACGGAUAACCGCACUCAGCCCCGGGACAACACCCUGUUGGAGCAGAAGCUACUUCAGGAGGCCUACAUGACCAGCCAGGAUGGCGUCCGGCUGGUGGGGGAACUGGUGACUAUCAUUGGUGCUGUGAUCAUCCUCAUCUUGGAGAUCCCAGACAUCUUCAGGGUGGGGGUCACUCGCUUCUUUGGACACACCAUCCUUGGGGGGCCGUUCCACGUCCUCAUCAUCACCUAUGCCUUCAUGGUGCUGGUGACCAUGGUGAUGCGGCUCACCAACACCACCGGGGAGGUGGUGCCCAUGUCCUUCGCCCUGGUGCUGGGCUGGUGCAAUGUCAUGUACUUCGCCCGAGGAUUCCAGAUGCUGGGCCCCUUCACCAUCAUGAUCCAGAAGAUGAUUUUUGGCGACCUGCUGCGAUUCUGCUGGCUGAUGGCUGUGGUCAUCCUGGGCUUCACCUCAGCCUUCUAUAUCAUCUUCCAGACGGAGAACCCCGAUAAGCUGGGCCAUUUCUACAACUACCCCAUGGCACUGUUCAGCACCUUUGAGAUGUUCCUCACCAUCAUCGAUGGCCCCGCCAACUAUGACGUGGACCUGCCCUUCAUGUACAGCAUCACCUAUGCUGCCUUCGCCAUCAUCGCCACGCUGCUCAUGCUCAACCUCCUUAUAGCCAUGAUGGGCGACACUCACUGGCGGGUGGCCCAUGAGAGGGAUGAACUCUGGAGGGCUCAGGUCGUGGCCACCACGGUGAUGCUGGAGCGGAAGCUGCCUCGCUGCCUGUGGCCUCGCUCCGGGAUCUUCGGGCGAGACUACGGGCUGGGGGACCACUGGUUCCUGCGGGUGGAAGACAAACAGGACGUCAACCAGGAGCGAGCCCGGCGCUACGUACAGGCUUUCCACAAACGGGGCUGGGACAACGCAGACAAAGACUCAGACAGAGACUCUGAAAAACUGCAGCCACGCUGCCCCUCCGGCCCCAACCCGUCCCUCCCUACGCCCUCAGUGUCACAAAGCAUGUCCCGCAGCAACACCCACUGGGGAAAACUUCGGCAAGGGACCCUGAAGACAGAACUGAGGGGGGUGGUGAACAAGGGUCUGGAAGAGGAGGGCUGGGAAUAUCAGAUCUGAGCCUGUGCUCUGGCUUCGGUUCCCAG
Hipposideros armiger (great roundleaf bat) is the source of this 2978-nucleotide messenger RNA. RefSeq names its product transient receptor potential cation channel subfamily V member 6 (gene TRPV6). Gene Ontology annotation, molecular function: calcium channel activity; protein binding. Gene Ontology annotation, biological process: calcium ion import across plasma membrane. Gene Ontology annotation, cellular component: plasma membrane. The transcript is spliced from 14 exons. The coding region runs from base 679 to 2952 and encodes 757 amino acids. Lineage: Eukaryota; Metazoa; Chordata; Mammalia; Chiroptera; Hipposideridae. The record is from RefSeq and is a predicted model, not a curated record.